GAUGCUCGUGCGCACAGCACGCUCACACGAUCCGAGCGGCGCACGCGACCUCUCACACCGUGCCACGCUACGCCGAAUUUGAAUUCGGGCCGCUUCGCGCCUCCCGUUCAAAUCAGCUGAUUCUACUAAAAUGGAAGGAAUGAUUUUAAAUCGCUUUCUUGUUGACUUGACCUAACUUCGCGUGAUUUAUUUAGUAUAUUAUACUGAACGACGUAUUAGGCUGUAUACAGAAACUAUAUUCAGGAGAAUGAAGUGACAUUAUCUUCGUAGACAAGAAAAUAACGCAUGUGUUCUAGUGUUCCGAAUACAGUGCUAAACGUUUUCUAGGUCUGCUUAAUUUUGUUUAGUGGUUACAAGGGCGUGAAUUUGACUGGUUAGAAGUGUGAACUGAAAAGGUGUGAACAGUUGAAUUUGCUCAAAAUAGUGCGGCUCUACUGAAAACUACUUUUAUAAAGUCUGGAAAAAGGAAGUCUGGGAAAAAGGAUUGAUCUGCUUCAAGAUUACAGGCGUAAUCGCGACACCGGCCAGGACGGUAGACACGGCGCCGUGCUAAUGAUGCGAACGAUCGGGGCGCCGGACGCCAGCGACAGCGCGCCACUGUCACACCUACCCCCUCAUACAAGCCACCAUGUUCACCAGGUUCGACCAAGGCAAAUCGACGAAAGGCGCGAGCAAGCUCCGACGCGACCUCAUCAACGCAGAGAUCGCCAACCUGCGGGACCUGCUGCCCCUGCCGCCCUCCACCCGCCAGCGACUCUCGCAACUGCAGCUCAUGGCCCUUGUCUGCGUCUACGUCAGGAAAUCCAACUACUUUCAACAAGUUUUCAAACGCUUUGACAUCAGCCAACAACCUUCUACAGCGCCUAACUUUGGAUUUUCUAAGGCACUCAACGGAUUCCUGAUGAUGAUGACCCAAAACGGCAAACUGCUAUACAUAUCGGAUAACGCCGCCGAGUAUCUUGGACAUUCGAUGGUUGGCAAAUUGAGACAAAAUCCCUGGAAGGCUGGCUUUUCUUCAGGAGACUCGUCGAGCUGCACUGAUGCUGUAGUCGAAGUUUUGCGUUUGUGUAUGAAGUGUUACACACCAUACUCUGACGUACCCAAUGGUCACCACAUACGCUGCAUAGGAGCCAAGCUUGCCUCUUAUACAGCAGGUAGCAACUCCUUUUGGUCCCUAGCCAAAGCGGCCGAAACUAACCACCCCUGCUGA
This is a messenger RNA of Hyposmocoma kahamanoa, 1210 nucleotides long. RefSeq names its product neuronal PAS domain-containing protein 4B-like. The transcript has 6 exons. Gene Ontology annotation, biological process: regulation of transcription by RNA polymerase II. Lineage: Eukaryota; Metazoa; Arthropoda; Insecta; Lepidoptera; Cosmopterigidae. Bases 629 to 1210 code for a protein of 193 amino acids. Gene Ontology annotation, molecular function: DNA-binding transcription factor activity, RNA polymerase II-specific; protein dimerization activity; RNA polymerase II transcription regulatory region sequence-specific DNA binding. The record is from RefSeq and is a predicted model, not a curated record.